Molecule: messenger RNA, 1505 nt
Organism: Vanessa tameamea
Lineage: Eukaryota; Metazoa; Arthropoda; Insecta; Lepidoptera; Nymphalidae
Gene: cta
Product: guanine nucleotide-binding protein subunit alpha homolog
Exons: 3
Coding region: 238-1365 (375 amino acids)
Biological process (GO): adenylate cyclase-modulating G protein-coupled receptor signaling pathway; Rho protein signal transduction
Cellular component (GO): heterotrimeric G-protein complex; brush border membrane
Molecular function (GO): guanyl nucleotide binding; G-protein beta/gamma-subunit complex binding; GTPase activity
Source: RefSeq, a predicted model, not a curated record
UUAUUUAGAUCUGUGGUCUCUCUCACUUAAUUCAAUUUCUCAUUUUAUUUUUCUCAAUGAGUUUGGGAGGGGUAGAAUGCGUGUGUACGUCUUAUUCCGGAUAUAAAGUUUAUUUUAUUAUUAUCAGAUCGAAUAAAAAGGAACAUUAAAAAUAUGUACAUCAUAGACGUUCUAUAUAGUGUUCAUAAAUGCUUGUUUAGUAUUUGCCUUUUGUGUUAGUGUCGAUAAUCAUGCAAAAUGGCCAACGAUCUGUGGUCAUGUACCUGUUGUACCGAGGCUCUGACUUGCUGGUUGCGUCUCAAGCUAUCGCCCGAGGAGAUCGAGCAAAGGUACAGAAGCAAAGAGAUCGACAGAAUACUUGAGAAAGAUAAACAGACGCUACGGCGGCAAGUUAAAUUAUUGCUACUUGGUGCGGGUGAAAGCGGAAAGUCAACAUUCCUGAAACAGAUGAGGAUAAUACACAAAGUGAAGUUCGAGCCGGAACUAGUGCGCGAGUAUCAACAUGUGAUAUAUCAGAACAUUGUGAAGGGCAUACAAGUGUUAGUGGACGCGCGGGACAAGCUCGCGAUACCUUGGGAAAACCCGAGAAAUUUGGACAUCGGUCAACAAGCAUUGCAUUUUAACAGUACGGCUUCGCUGGACAGCCGACUGUUCAUGCAUUAUGCACCGCAUAUACACUCUCUGUGGUUAGACAGAGCCAUAAAGAGGGCCUACGACAGGCGUAGGGAAUUUCAAUUGAGUGACUCGGUGAGCUAUUUCUUUGGGGAGCUCGAGCGUAUAGCGCGGCCGGACUAUGUGCCCUCUCAUCAAGACAUCCUUCACUGCCGGAAAGCCACUAAGGGCAUCACGGAGUGUACCAUCAAUAUCAACAAUGUGCCAUUCGUAUUCGUCGAUGUCGGCGGUCAGAGGACGCAACGGCAGAAAUGGACGCAGUGCUUCGAUUCUGUCACGUCGAUACUGUUCUUAGUGUCUUCGUCAGAGUUCGAUCAGGUCCUGUCUGAAGAUAGGAAAACAAAUCGUCUCGAAGAAGCGCUCAACAUUUUCGACACGAUCGUGAACAACGUAAACUUCAAAGGCAUCUCUAUAAUACUCUUCCUAAAUAAGUCAGAUUUGCUCGCGAAGAAAGUGGCCAGCAAGGAGACGGACAUACGCUGGUACUACCCCCAGUUCACAGGUGACCCGCACAAUUUGAGAGACGUGCAAAUGUUCCUGCUCAAUAUGUUCGCGAACGUUCGAAGGGAACCAAAGACAACCCUAUACCACCACUUUACAACAGCCAUAGACACGCACAACAUAGAGGUUGUGUUCAAUUCAGUCAAAGACACAAUUCUUAAUCGCAAUCUCGAAUCUCUAAUGUUGCAGUGACGUGGUAGACACUAAGAACAUUUUGAAUUGUGAUAAAUUAAAAAAAAAAAAUACUGAAUUCCUCUUUCCGUCUCCCCUAGAUGUUUUAACGUUCUGUUGUAAUUCCUGUUUCUGUUGUCUGCAUAGAAGCACUUUUAAAA